AUGACUUUUUCAUGGAGGCGGAGGAGGGGGAAGAUCGCCGCGGCGAAGGCGAUCGGCCAAGAAAUGGAGCUCACGAUCCCCAGCCAUUUCCGUUGUCCGAUCUCGCUCGAUUUGAUGAAGGAUCCGGUGACGCUGUCGACGGGGAUCACCUACGACCGCGACAGCAUCGAGAAAUGGAUCGAAGCCGGAAAGGUAACAUGCCCCGUCACCAACCAGGUGCUGCGAAACUUCGAUCAAAUUCCCAACCACUCCAUCAGGAAGAUGAUCCAGGACUGGUGCGUCGCCAACAAAUCCUACGGCGUGGAGCGGAUCCCCACGCCGCGGAUCCCCAUCAGCCGCUACGAGGUUUCCGAGAUCUGCGCCAGAAUGGAGGCGGCGGCGCGCUGCGGCGACGCCAGAAAAUUACAGGAGCUGCUUGUGAAGACGAAGAAUUCCGCUAAAGAGAGCGAGCACAACAAGCGCUGCAUCGUGGCGAAUGGCGUGGGAUCGGCGCUAGCCGAAUCGUUCGAGUCCUUCGCGCGUUUUUCAGUUGAAGAGAAUGAAGACCUAAUCAAAGAGAUCUUAUCCGCGCUGACGUGGACGUUUCCGGCCGAUCGAGACGGCGUCUCGAGGUUAAAAUCUGCGGUUUCUCUACGUUGCAUGGCGCGGUUGUUGAAGGCCGAGGACGAUCUGUCGUCGAGGCAGAACGCGGUCUGUGUGUUGCGAGACCUGGUCUCUGCGGAUCAAGGGUGUAUCGAUGGCCUAAUGGGGAUUGAAGGAGUUGAGGAAGCUCUAUUUCAGAUUGUGAAAGUACCAAUUUGCCCCAAGGCCACCAAGGCAAGUUUGGUGGUGAUCAACUACAUGAUUUCCUCUGCAGACAAGGGUGAGAAAGCUGCAUUGAGAUUUGUCCAAAUGGGGCUCAUCUCAUUGAUUCUUGAAGUCCUUGUUGAUGGCGACAAAAGUGUUUGUGAGAAGGCUUUGGGUGUGAUGGACACCAUCUGCAGUUGUAAACAAGGGAGGGAGAGCGCAAACGAGAACGCGCUGACAGUCCCGUUGCUCGUGAAGAAGAUUCUGCGCGUCUCAGAUGUCGCCACAGAGCUCGCCAUCUCCACCCUUUGGAAGCUCUGCAUGGGGGAGAAUGAGAGUGCUCUGGUUGAGGCAGUGCAGCUCGGUGCUUUUCAGAAGCUCUUGGUUGUGCUGCAAAUUGGGAGUGGGGAAAGAAUUAAGGACAAAGUCACUGAUUUGCUCAAACUAAUGAAUCUGUAUAGAGAUAAGUUGGAUUGCUUUGAUUCCUCCAUGGGAUUUAAGUAUAUCAAAAGAUCAAACUAAACUUUUUUGUGUACAGAAAAUACAGAUACAGUCGCACAUUUUUGUAGAAUUCAUUCAAUUCUUUGUAAACAACACAGAAUUUCAAGAUUUGAUAAUGUUGUCAUA
Messenger RNA from Salvia miltiorrhiza (redroot sage), 1413 nucleotides. RefSeq names its product U-box domain-containing protein 21-like. The transcript has a single exon. Gene Ontology annotation, molecular function: ubiquitin protein ligase activity. Gene Ontology annotation, biological process: protein ubiquitination. Lineage: Eukaryota; Viridiplantae; Streptophyta; Magnoliopsida; Lamiales; Lamiaceae. The record is from RefSeq and is a predicted model, not a curated record. Bases 1 to 1308 code for a protein of 435 amino acids.